UAGUUCAAACAAGUGCAGACAGAUCAGAUAGAUACAAACAGGCCUCUAGUUGACAUUUAAAUCGCCUUACAUUAAUGAAGAAGAAGAUGCAUUCAUAAUGCAACUCACUUGUCAGAUCAUGUACAAGUUACGGCACAUCUCAUCGCAUAAACUUAAAACAACUAGUUGUACAGAAUCUACAGGUAUACAUACUAGUUAUAAGCACGCGAUAAACAGCUAAGAGCAGUUUAAAGAAGUUUUUCCAGCAAACUUCCCGGAAACAUAUUCGCCGGGGUAGUAUAAAAAAAUUUCAGGCGACGUUGAUGAUCUGAAACUCUGCUACGAAAUGAAUAAAGAUUAUAAUCGUAAAUAUAGUGUAUUCAUCAUUCGUGCUAUUGUGCUGCUGUUUUUGAUCCAAGCCGGCAGAGGACAAAGUCCACCAGUCACUGAUGAUUAUUAUGGGCCUCCGAUGCCUGAUAUGAACAUCUCCUUCCGUCCUAGUGUUGCAGUUGUGAUCGGAAUCUUGGCCGUGAUGUUUGCGCUUACAUUUUUGCUUCUGAUAUAUGCAAAAUUCUGUCAUAUCGCAGUAUCGACAAAUCCGGUGUAUAUUAACAACUUCCGCGGUCACUUAGAUGAUCAUGCGCUUAUUUCAGACAGCAGGUCUGCAAGAUUUUCAGGUAUUGAUAAAACCUUAAUUGAAUCACUUCCUUUCUUCAAAUUCUCAACUCUUAAAGGAUCAAAACGAGGUCUAGAAUGUGCAGUCUGUUUAUCUAAGUUCGAAGAUACUGAAGUUCUCCGGUUGUUACCGAAAUGUAAACAUGCAUUUCACAUAAACUGUGUUGAUCAGUGGCUUGAAAGUCACUCUAGCUGCCCUCUUUGCCGCCACAAAGUCCACGCAGAAGAUCUGUCAAUGUUUAAGUCAUCAAAUAGUUCGAGACUUUCGCAUAAUCCGUCAUCGUUGGAUCUUCGGGAGGAUCCUAAUAUCGAACUUUUUGUUCAAAGAGAACAAGAUCAUGAGCAACAACAUCUUGGGUCAUCAUCUUCAAGGUUUAGUAUUGGUAGUAGUUUCCGGAAAAACGAAAAUGGCAAGAAGUAUAAUGAGGAUCAAGAACUACUUAAUUCCGAAAACGGUUCCGUGAUAGACCAUCAAGAAGUACAUGAUGAUACUGCACUUGACGAAGGGCAUUUAGACAAAUUCAAACACAAGAUUAUAGUUUCCGAUAUCGUUUGCAAGAAUCGGUGGAGUAACCUGAGUUCAUCGGAUCUAUUGUCUUUGAAUUCUGAAAUGCUUAAUUUUAUGUCGAGUAAAAGAUUUUCUUCUUUUGGCUGCUCAACUAGUAAUUCUGGUGGGAUAAGCAACGACGUUUCUUCUGGUCAUGAAGAGACGUCUAUCCCUACCAAGACUACUGCAUCAUCUAGGUCCACGUUCUUAAAUUCGGCAACAGCGACAAAACGAUCCAUGUCUGAGAUUACAAGUAUUUCAAGGAUUUCACAUUUUGGUUUUAGUAAAAUCAAAUGUGUAGAACCGAAUAAUCCAAGCGGAAAAGAGGAGAGAAUCAGCAGACUUUGGUUUCCUAUUGUGCGUAAAACGGUCGAGUGGAUUGCUGGUAGAGAGAAGAGAAUGAAGCCACCUCAUGAUCACGAGGAUCAUCCGAAAAAUUCAAGAUUGGUUUCAAUAGUUUAAUCGGCGGAGACAAAGAUUUCAAAAACAAGGGUAAUGUCUUUACAUCUUUAACAAAUGCUUACAGCGCUAGGCGGAGCCGAGUAAAAGAAGGUAAAAACAACCGGCUCCAAACUGUUAUUUGUGCAUAUUUUUACACAAAUGUUUCUUAAUUUGCCAUUUUUUACGCAACAAUCUACAGAUUGGAUGUAUUGCCCUUCUUACCUUUGGUCAUGGCUAUACCAGUACCAAAUGUAACUGUAAUUAUUUUUUGUAUGUGACUAUAAGAUUAAAUUUACAAUUGAUACAAAUUUUUAUUUAUGUGUUGGGUUUUCCAUC
This is a messenger RNA of Papaver somniferum (opium poppy), 1978 nucleotides long. Its product is annotated as E3 ubiquitin-protein ligase ATL42-like. NCBI's taxonomy places the organism in Eukaryota, Viridiplantae, Streptophyta, Magnoliopsida, Ranunculales, Papaveraceae. Bases 326 to 1663 code for a protein of 445 amino acids. The record is from RefSeq and is a predicted model, not a curated record. The transcript has a single exon.